Messenger RNA from Xenia sp. Carnegie-2017, 669 nucleotides. RefSeq names its product brefeldin A-inhibited guanine nucleotide-exchange protein 1-like. NCBI's taxonomy places the organism in Eukaryota, Metazoa, Cnidaria, Anthozoa, Malacalcyonacea, Xeniidae. The record is from RefSeq and is a predicted model, not a curated record. Bases 107 to 415 code for a protein of 102 amino acids. The transcript has 4 exons.
ACCUGGAGGAUGAUAUCGUGCCCAAAUAUCCGGAAGGUAAAUAAAAAACGAGGACGAACAAGAUGGUCAGCAAUCGUCAAAAGGUUUGAAUGAAACGGAGGAGGAAAUGCCUCAAGAAACAGUUGAAGAAACCAAAGAACAAGACAGCAUUAGUUUACAUAGUACGCCUAGUUUACGAUUUGAACCUGUCGAAGAACACGAUCCAGUUGUGCAGACGGAGAGGAUGCUGUUCAAUUCAUUGAUCAUUAAGUGUGUCGUUCAAUUGGAACUUAUCCAAAUGAUCGACAAUGUCGUCUUUUCCCAAGCACCAGCAAGCGAGAAGAUGAAGAUACUAUGGCUGAAUUACAGAAACUCAUUGCUUAUGGUCAUAUUGUUGGCGAUACACCAGACUCCAUUGAACCAGAGAGGCGUUUAAUUGACAGAAUUAUCGAGACUAUUUGUAGUUGCUUUACUGGUAUAAUUACUGAUGUAAACGUUCAAAUACAAAUUAUAAAGAUAUUUAUAAAGAGUAAUCUCCAACUGUUAAAGUAUUUAAUGAGAGAAAUGAUAUAUCUUUGAAGAAUUUAACGAGGGUAACGACAUAUGUUUUUUACAUUUUUAGUCUAAUUUUUUACUAUUUUUAAUAUUACGUCACCUACACCAGAUAUAACAUAAAGUUCACAAAAAAUA